Xiphias gladius (swordfish) is the source of this 2477-nucleotide messenger RNA. RefSeq names its product serine/threonine/tyrosine kinase 1b (gene styk1b). The record is from RefSeq and is a predicted model, not a curated record. Gene Ontology annotation, biological process: multicellular organism development; protein phosphorylation; positive regulation of kinase activity. Gene Ontology annotation, cellular component: signaling receptor complex. Lineage: Eukaryota; Metazoa; Chordata; Actinopteri; Istiophoriformes; Xiphiidae. Gene Ontology annotation, molecular function: ATP binding; transmembrane receptor protein tyrosine kinase activity.
GAGGAGAAAGGCAGAGCUAGAGGUAGGGGACAUAUGUCGGCUUCAAAAGACAAAGCCAGACUGUGGUAGAGCCAGCUGUAAGAAAAGGCAGUGAAUGGCUGUGGAUUACCAUACACCUGAUUUCAAUGUGGUGCAUCACCACUCAAACUGAGGGGUGAACAGAGACAGAAAGGAGGAAAAAGGAAGAGGUAAAUAGCAGAAGAGAGGGAUACGGAGCAGGUGAGGAGGGUGGAGUUAAGAAAACACUGAAGGUGGAACGUAGACAAACAGAGAGCAGCACUUUGAUCCCCUGAGCCUGACAUAUCACCUGAGAAAAACAACACAAUGAAGAGCUGAACAGAACAGCUGAACCUAGACUCCACGUUCAGCUGUGAGGAUGUAUUAAACGUGCCUGAUUGUGUGAAGGAGGGAAACAUGAGCCUGCAAUAACAGGAUCUAACAUUUUCUGUGGGAUUUAAAAGACAACUGAAGGAGCGGAGAUUUGACAGGAUGUCUUCAUUAUCAGAAGCAGACUUCCACUGCAAACAUGGAGAUACAAUCUGUGAGAUCCGCGUCUAUGAGCAGGAGUUGAUCAUAGUGCCCAUAUUGCUGCUGGCCAGCUUCCUGGUCACUCUGGUCUUCAUUUUACUGCUGCACUUUUGUCCCGAGAAAGUCGAUCGGAUCCGUCCACAGGCCUCAAAGUCAGCCUCCAGGAGAGUGCUGCAUGGUAUUGAUGCUCCACCAGGUAUCAAUGUCCUGGAGCAUGAAAGCAUUGCUCUGGACAUGCCCAGUUCCUACUCCACCUUCCAUCCUCCAAACACCUACUCCUCAAAAAACCUCUCCAUUUCUGUGAGCGCACCCUCUCACCCCCCCCCCCCGCAGCAGCCCUUCAAGCCCAUUGUCCAGCCUAGGGAGUUGCCCCGCCAGAGGUUGCCCGAGUCCUUCAACCUGGUCACCCAUCUUCCUGCUGCCUUCUCCCUGCGCACCGACUCUGUGUCCCUGUACAGGGCCCGUAUGGAAAACAGGAAUGUGGUACUGCGAGUGCUAAACGACUCUGCUGAUGCCACAGAAAGACACAGCUUCCUGGGUUUUGCAUCCUUCCUCGCCCAGCUCGGUCCCCAUCCCUUCCUGCCAGAACUCCUUGGAGUGGUCUCCCUGCGAGCUCCUCUGGUUACAGUUGUGGAGGAGCUGGAGAAAGACCUGCUCAGCUUCCUGUGGAGAUGCCGACAGGAACCCGUGGAUCCUCCAUGUGAGAUGACUGAGAGAAGAAUAUUCACCAUGGCCAAACAGGUGGCCUCAGCCCUGGAGUUCCUUCACAGCAAGGAUCUUCUCCAUGGGAACAUCCGUGCCCGCAGUGUACUGGUCAGCAAGGAGUUCACGGCCAAGCUUUGGGGUCUGCAUGGGGUCUACACAAGGAAGAACCAGGGAGCUACUCAGAAAGAUGAUCCCAGCAUGAAGAAGUGGCAGGCACCAGAGGUGUUAGCCAAAAGGCCUGCCAGUCAGAGCAGUGACAUCUGGUCAUUUGGCAUCUUAAUGUAUGAAAUGGCAACACUGGGUGAAGCUCCAUUUGUCGAAAUCUCAGUUAAUGAACUUCUACAGUUUCAUCAACGAGGGAAAAGCCUGAAGAAACCUCCCAACUGCUCUAACACACUGUACUCCAUCAUUAAGGGUUGCUGCCAUUGGAAGGAUCAAGAUCGACCCUCCCUGGCUGACGUGAGCCGAAAGCUCCUCUCGGGAGAGAAGAGUGCCUCUGACAAACCUCUCAAGGUGUCUGGGACAAUUAACAUAGAGCAGUACCUGCAGGAAGCAGGAUACGGGGAAACCAACAGCUACACUGUUUUCUGAUCACUGCCUGUGCCAGCAAAAUAAAUUACACUUUUCUCAAAUACACUAGUGGUGCACUUUUCCAACACAUGUCUUUCAGGUGCAAUAAAAGUGUUCCAGGCUCUGUGUAAUAGUGCUUUGGGCACUGAAACUGUUCCUUUAUUUUGUUAUGUAUUUUCAUACUUCAGGUUUACGCAACCAAAAUGAGGAAAACUUCUAUAUGUUAAAUAAGUUAUUUACUUAUGGGAACCAUUCAUUUUACUCUAAGACCUCACUUGUGGGGAAAAUACAACUAGUAAUUUUGUAGUAGUGGACUUGAAGAUAUGUAAACUUGACCAAUGUACAGCUGCUUCAUUCUGAAAUUGUAGUCGAUACUGACAAUAUAUGAUGGUUUACAAAUGUUUACAAUCUCCAGCCAAUGUAUAUUAAAAGAUGUAAUACAUGUAAUUACUACAUUUUUGUAUGAUUCCAUAUUAGGCAGGGUUGUGGAAAUGAAGGACACAUUAAUGCAAUUAAGCUAUUAUUACACUCAAUGUUUUCUUUAUAAGCUCGGUUUAUGUGGACAGACAGCUAUGAGCAAGAAAUGAGCUGAACUGUUUACAUUUUGAAUAAAUAAUGGUCACAAGGCCGUGAAUGACCUUUUCUUUUUCAAGUGAAUGUCACAGGGUAAUAAA